AUGACGGAAACCACAUUGUGUGUUCCUGUUUUCAAUGGCGAUGCCCUAAGGGCGGGUAACUACGUGCGCUUCUUUACAAGAAGGGCAACGUCUUACCCUGCUCGCCAGUCCGGUCCGUCUCAGGCUUCGGACUUUGUUGGGUUGCUGGAGGACUUGGAAAGUUCCGUCGCAGCCCUCCUUCCCCUAGUUCGAGUGCCGGUUUUCCCGGUUUAUACGGGUAAACCGGGUAGGAAGCGAAUCGCUUCCACUUGUAACGCAUUGUGCUGCGCCUUUAUCAGCGUAUGGCCGUCCUGUCAAUUUGAUUUGACGGCCAAUGUUGCCAACUGCCGUGCGAUGGCCGGCCUAAGAGACAUUGUCUCCUGGGUCUUGCGCGCGUACGGCGGUAACGGAGAGGCCUUCGUCGCCAAGUCCCUUAAGGGGCUGGCGGCAUGGCUUCGUUUCCUGGCUGGCAACCAGCUACAUGCUAAACCUCCCCCUCUGCUGCGCUUCCCCUUCUCCAAUGAAGUGGGGGAAGUCUCGCCGGAUUUGCUCUUCCGAGGUAGCAUUGCUAACUCGGCGAAAUGCCAGAAGUCGCUGUUGCGAUUUUCUCGCUUCGCCAGAGCGCUGCCAGCUGGCGGGGGGUGGGCCGUGGAAAUUGCCUUGCGCGAACAUCGUCGCGAGGCUACCUCUUGCCCCCCAGUCUUGCCCGCACUUGCAGACCGCUUCUUUGAAGUGGUCCAAAAAGUGACUAAGGACAAGUUGGAAGGGCUGGAGGAUCCCGGAUUCACCCUUUCAAGAGCAGUGCUUGUUUGGAGAGAACCCGCGCCUGAGGGGCUGGUCCACCACGUUUGUGUGGAACAGGCCUUCGGCUUACCAGCUCCUAUCUCUGUCCCUACUUGGGACGAGGCAGAGCCAGAGAUCUCUCUUCCAGAGAGAUACAUGCCGACCCACAAGGUGAUCUGCGUCCCUGAUAGGGGCGCGUUCAAAGUGAGGGUCAUAACUGCCGGUCCGGCUGCAUUGCAGUCGUUAGCUCACCAGGUACGCAAGGUCCUUUACCGGACCGUCCUUCCCUUCUUGCCCACACGGUGGGCUUUGGUGGAUGGCGGUCUACGUAAGUUCCUCAACCAAGUGGCAUUGCCACCCGGUGCGGAACAGAUGGGUUUAGGACCCUGGGUGGCGCUAUCAUAUGACAUGAAAGCAGCCACUGAUCGAUUCCCGCAUUAUCUCAUAGAGAGCAUCAAUGAUGCAAUCGAAUCCAAUCUUACAGCGGUUCAGCGCGCCUCCCCAAAUUGGGUGGCACAUCGCAGCCUCUCGGGGCCGCAGAAGCUGAACUACGGGGAUGAGGAAAAUGAAGAUAUUAUUAUUUCUUCCUGUGGGAACUUGAUGGGCACCGCCCCUAGCUGGUCACUGCUUAAUCUGUUCAACUAUUCGUUGUUCAGAAUUGCGUGGUCCAUUUGGAGCGAUCGUGCCCUACGGAGAAGGUAUCCUGAGUUGGUCUCCGCCACCGCUUCACGGUCCGAUAAGUAUCGUACCCCAGCGGUUUGGCGGAAGUUAUUACAGGUCACCCGGCUGGUGAUCGGUUCAGAGGAUGAGCUGAAACAUUGUUUUGGCUAUCCUCGGUCUCUCCCGAAGUUUAACACAUUGUGCGCACUGUGUGGAGAUGAUCUGGCUGCUGUUUGCCCGUUAGGGGUCGCUGUCGUUUACGAGCUUCUUUUGGAGCUGGCGAACGGUCGUGCUUCCCCAGGCAAACAUUAUAUACAGCCCUUCCGGCCGGGCUCCUACAUGCUAUUAGCAGAGGAGUUCCUUUCUAUAGGAGAAUUACAAGAAACGAUUAAAGAAAUAGAAUCAGGAAAUUUUGAUAUGGACAACGAUAUUGUAUUUUUAACAAGAAAAGAAAGGGAAUUAGGAUCCGACGGUGGAAGAACUUACUGCUCUCAAACAUUUAGACAACGUUUGCAACAGACUGUAUGUGAAGGCAAUAUCAAAAAGAGCAUUUUUCCAUAUUUCCCUCAACAAACCAUGUCCGAUUCUGAAUUAGCAGAAUUAGCAGAACAAGAAGGUAGCAAGGCGGGUAACUACGUGCGCUUCUUUACAAGAAGGGCAACGUCUUACCCUGCUCGCCAGUCCGGUCCGUCUCAGGCUUCGGACUUUGUUGGGUUGCUGGAGGACUUGGAAAGUCCCGUCGCAGCCCUCCUUCCCCUAGUUCGAGUGCCGGUUUUCCCGGUUUAUACGGGUAAACCGGGUAGGAAGCGAAUCGCUUCCACUUGUAACGCAUUGUGCUGCGCCUUUAUCAGCGUAUGGCCGUCCUGUCAAUUUGAUUUGACGGCCAAUGUUGCCAACUGCCGUGCGAUGGCCGGCCUAAGAGACAUUGUCUCCUGGGUCUUGCGCGCGUACGGCGGUAACGGAGAGGCCUUCGUCGCCAAGUCCCUUAAGGGGCUGGCGGCAUGGCUUCGUUUCCUGGCUGGCAACCAGCUACAUGCUAAACCUCCCCCUCUGCUGCGCUUCGCCUUCUCCAAUGAAGUGGGGGAAGUCUCGCCGGAUUUGCUCUUCCGAGGUAGCAUUGCUAACUCGGCGAAAUGCCAGAAGUCGCUGUUGCGAUUUUCUCGCUUCGCCAGAGCGCUGCCAGCUGGCGGGGGGUGGGCCGUGGAAAUUGCCUUGCGCGAACAUCGUCGCGAGGCUACCUCUUGCCCCCCAGUCUUGCCCGCACUUGCAGACCGCUUCUUUGAAGUGGUCCAAAAAGUGACUAAGGACAAGUUGGAAGGGCUGGAGGAUCCCGGAUUCACCCUUUCAAGCAGUGCUUGUUUGGAGAGAACCCGCGCCUGA
Phyllotreta striolata is the source of this 2802-nucleotide messenger RNA. The record is from the annotation of a GenBank genome assembly. NCBI's taxonomy places the organism in Eukaryota, Metazoa, Arthropoda, Insecta, Coleoptera, Chrysomelidae.